Messenger RNA from Nasonia vitripennis (jewel wasp), 3672 nucleotides. Its product is annotated as methyltransferase-like protein 23. The record is from RefSeq and is a predicted model, not a curated record. Lineage: Eukaryota; Metazoa; Arthropoda; Insecta; Hymenoptera; Pteromalidae. Gene Ontology annotation, cellular component: nucleus; cytoplasm. Gene Ontology annotation, molecular function: fatty-acyl-CoA binding; protein binding. The transcript has 3 exons. Bases 2822 to 3556 code for a protein of 244 amino acids.
AAAGAAAAGAAUAUGAAAAAUCAAAACAAACUAUGAUUUAAUUAAUGAGUUAAAAUAUUUAUUAUGCGCAUGCAAUUAAAUACAAAUGAUUUUAUAUUGAUGAGUGAUUAAAAGUUGUAAACAAAAAUAAUUUUAAAUAAAAAGCAGUGCUUAUUCUAUUUAAAAAAAUUAAUACCGUUUAUCGACAAUUUAUAAGAAUUCCUCUGUGAACAAAAUAAAAUAUAAAGUAUGAAGUAAUAAUUGGCUGAGACGACACAAUAAGCAAAUAAGCACUUUGAUUAUCUUCGAGACAUAAAAUUUGUUGCUAAAAAUGACUUUAGAAUUUGUUUGAAAAAAUUAUUUUUAUAUACUCGAACUGUGCCUAUCGAUGACUUAAUUUCUGUAAUUUGGCAUUCGGUUUCUCACCAGCAACAGCACGUUUUUGACAUUUAUUUGCAUCACGUGCGCGAUGAUUAAUCCAUUUUAAUUUAUAAAAAAUGUGCACUCUCACAAAAAAAGCUACUAUACGUUGUCGAUGCGAUUUACAUGGCCCAUCAAUAUUAAAGUACUCUGGAUAAAGUUCAUUAAUUUUUAGUGUAAUUUCGUAUAUUAAUCUCUUAGCAACAUUUUUUUCAUGGCAAAUAUGUUCAAAAUGACAUUGAAAAGAAGUAUAAGCUGUGUCAAUAACAUUAUUAAAAAAAUCGGAAGGAAUACAAAGAUUACCUAAUUGAUUCGAACUAUUAAAAACUUUAUAUGCUUUAAAAAAUAUCAAAAGAUCAUUAUUUUUUUCAAAAUUUCUAUUUUCUCUUGUAAAGGCAGUUACACAAUCUGAGCAUUUGAAUUUUGCAAAACAUUUUGUAGCUAUAUAACCUGCAACAUAUUUUACUGAGCAAUUAUAUAAAGAUGCUGAUUCAUUGUCAUUAUUUAAAAUACUAUUGGCUUUAUCUGAAUGAUUCUCUAAACUGGAUGUAGUACUAAGAUUACUAAGAUUACUGACACUUUCUACUAAGUUAUGCAUAUCUGCAGACACUAUUUCAUCGGCAGGCAAGUCAAUACGAUCCUCAAUUACUGUACAUGAUUCAUAAUCAGCCUGACAGGAGCUGCGUUUUCGCGGUUUUUUCCUAGUCAGAAAAAUAUGGUUGUCGCAACCAAUACUUUUGUAAAACCUCCUUACACACUCAUUAUUCAUUUUCUUGUCAUUUAUUUACUUUCAUUAUUGUUAAAAAGUAUAUUUUACAUAAUAUACUGCAUGAAUGAUGAAUCGUCUGCUUGUGCGUGCUCAUAUGCGCGCCAAGCUGUAGGAAACUCAUAGGUGGCGCCGCCGAGCGGUUGGGUAACAGAACUAACGGCCUGUUACCCAAGCUUUCGUCCCCCCAUUUUAACCCAGAACCGUUCUUCUAUAGGAAGUCUAUAUUCGUUGUCUAUAUAUACGCACGUAUUAUUGUUCCUUGGUUGACUUGCCUCUCAUCUCGAUCUCGGAGAUUUGCGCCGUUUGUGUUGUGGAUUAUCGCUCGCUGUCGCUGAUCAUCGUCUCGCCGAGAGAACGAGUCACCGAUAAUUGCAACGACAAAAAUUAAAAACACCCACGCACGCGCACACACACUGGUAUGCGUGCGCGGCGCGUGUGAUAUGCCGGGAUUGGAGCACGGCUACGGCUUCCAGCACAGCAGCUGUACAUCCGCGUUAGGCCUACUAAUGUCCGAUGGUGUCGCCAGCUCUGAGCAAGUGAAAAAGUUCUUUUUCACGUCGCGGGGCCAUCAAGCUGCAGCAACAGCAUCGCCAUCGACGUCUCGAACAAGCGCCAAAGAGGACGACGAGGCAGACGUUGAUGAUCUGCGAGACGACGACUGUCUCGAAGUCUACAUUCCCGAGUUGCUUCAAGCAAGCUACAGCUUCUAUACCUGGCCAUCGGCUCCAGUUUUGGCUUGGUACUUGUGGGAACACAAAAAGGAGCUUGCUGGCAAGAGAGUUUUAGAACUUGGAUCAGAUACCUCUUGGGAUUUUAGGUACAGCCCUUCCUGGAAUAGUAGCAAGUAAAUGCGGUGCUCUAGUCACAUUGAGUGAGUCUGCAACUUUACCCAAGAGUUUGCAACAUCUGAGAAGAAGUUGCGAGCUCAACGGAGUUUCAUCUCAAGUAAAAGUUGUUGGCAUUACUUGGGGAUUCUUCUUGUCCAGUUUAUUCUCACUUGGACCUUUAGAUCUUGUAUUAGGGUCGGAUUGUUUCUACGAUCCUUCUGUUUUCGAAGACAUUGUUGUAACCGUUGCAUUUCUCCUGGAAAGAAAUCCGUCUGCAAAAUUUCUUUGCACUUAUCAAGAGCGCAGCGCUGACUGGUCUAUCGAGCAUUUAUUGAACAAGUGGGGUUUGAAUUGUUCCCAUAUAUCACUGGCAAAACUUGGCGCGGACGCUGGAAUCGACAUCCACGAACUGAUGCAAGAUCAUACCAUUCAUUUACUGGAAAUCAAGCGAGUUUGACUAGAGUAAUUUGCGUGACAUGGCUUCUAAAAUUGCACAAGCUUUGACAUCAGCAGCAACAACAAGCAUCAACAGCAGGAAGCCUACACUUUAUAUAACUAAUCUUGCUUGGACUGUAGGAAAUAAGGAACUCAAAACAUACUUUAAUAAUUUUGGUGAAGUGACUAGAGUUAAUGUAGUAUUUGAUAAAAACACUGGCCUAAGCAAAGGGUUUGGAUUUGUAUCAUUCAAAAGCGAAGACGCAACCCAGUCUGUGUUUCAAAAACUGAAUCAUAGUCUAGAAGGAAGGAGAAUCGAAAUAAAACCGAAGGAUUCAUAAAUUUUCGUAUACGUGUAGUAGUAGUAGCAGUAGUUAACAUUGCAGAGAAUAUGGCUGAAAACUUGGAUUUGGAAGCUGUCGCUACAGAGCUUGAAGAAACCUUUAGUAAUGCAGCAUCACACCUUCAAUCUUUGGCAUCCGAGCUUGAUACAGGCCAGCUACUGGGAUUUUAUGGUCUCUAUAAGCAGGCAACUUGUGGGCCAUGCGAUACACCUGCACCCAGUUGGUACCAAAUGCAAGCCAAGCACAAAUGGGAAGCCUGGAAGAGCUUGGGGGACAUGAGCAAGGAGGUGGCAAUGGCAAGUUACAUUCGUGCAGUAGGAAAACUUGAUCCUUUUUGGGAAAAAGAUGCUCGGACAGUUGAAUCAAAGGCUUGGGUAGUUGUGAGUAGACUGCCUAAUACAGAUACAGAGUUGAAGGAUAUUGACAAAACUCUUUUAGAUUGGGUGAAAGAUUGCAAUCAAGAAAAGGUGAGAAUAUUUCUGUCACAAGGCCCGGACGACAACAGGAAGAAGGAAUUAUACGUUAAGGACGAGAACGGUAUGCUUCCGAUACAUUGGGCCGCUGAUCGAGGCGAUCUCGAAAUUUUCAAGUGUCUCGCCCAUGCUGGAUCGGAUGUCAAUGCCAAAGACGAAGACGGUCAAACUCCUCUGCAUUACGCAGCGUCCUGCGGACACAAGGAAAUAGUGAAAUAUCUUCUGUCCUUGAAUGUUGAAUUAAUCAAAGAUGACAGCGGUAUGUCGCCAAAAGAUGUUGCCGAUGAAACUCUGUCAUCCAUGUUCUGAGCUACCAUCUUGUGAUCACCAAGUCUAUAUAUGUGUUUUUCAAAAUAAAUUCUUAUUUGCCAAAAUGAACUUUCUUUUCCCUCUGAGCGAAAUAAAAAGACAAGAGUAUUUGAAAA